AGGAGAGAAAGGUAGAGAUACAUUAUCAUAAACUCUGCUGCAGCCAUCACCACUCACCACCACCACUCACCACCCUUUCAGUCUCCACCCGGACACUCCCCUGCCUCCAGACAGUUUGUGGAAGCGGUGUUCAUCUCAGACUUACAGACUAGAGACAAGAGAGAGCAAUGCCACGCCGCCUGAGUCCCUCCAAGCUGGCCGAGGCAAGGGAGUGCUACGCCAUCUACGGGAACAGAGGCGGCAUCCCCACGUCAGAGCUAGGCAACGCUCUCCGCGCCCUCGGGAUCAACACCACCAGGGCUGAGAUGAGGGCCAUUGUGGAAAGCAUUGGCUCUCCCUCCUCCGUUAACUUUGAUUUGUUCCAGACCGUGUUAUGUAAAGACUCUCUGCCGCCGAAGGAGACGCCGGAGGAAGUGAAGGAGGCGCUCAGCAUAUUUGACAACACCGGUGACGGACGCAUCUCCACGGUUGAACUGAAGCAUAUGAUGAUGACGAUGGGGGAGAAACUGUCCAAGGAGGAGGUGGAUAUGUUGAUCAGAGAGGCAAACAUAGAUCAAGAUGGACUAAUUUCUUGCGAGCAGUUUGUCCAGCUCAUGUGUCAGAAAUAGAGGCAGAUGGAUAGCAGUGAGUUUGUUAGUCUUCUUGUUCUUACGGUGUGUAGCGUUCCCUGUGGCUAUGCUGUGUGUCUCGCAGCGAUGACUGGUGACUGACGGUGUGUGGCUAACUGUUCAGUGUUCAGUGCUCAGUGUGUUUUCUCUCCUCUCGUGUCUUUUAUCACAACACUAAACCUCUUCAGUAGCAA
Molecule: messenger RNA, 802 nt
Organism: Portunus trituberculatus (swimming crab)
Lineage: Eukaryota; Metazoa; Arthropoda; Malacostraca; Decapoda; Portunidae
Product: calmodulin-like
Exons: 4
Coding region: 168-608 (146 amino acids)
Cellular component (GO): myosin II complex
Molecular function (GO): calcium ion binding
Source: RefSeq, a predicted model, not a curated record